AUGAUGGAGUUUCCCGAUCACAGCAAAAACUUACUCCAAAAACUCUGGGAACAGCAGCACGAAGGUUUCCUUUGCGACUGCACCGUCAUCGUGGGCAGCACCCAGUUCCUGGCCCACCGGGCCGUCCUGGCCUCCUGCAGUGCCUUUUUCCAGAUGUUCUACAAGGAGCGGCUGGAUAAGCGAGACCUGGUCUCCAUUAACAGCGAGAUCGUCACCGCCCCGGCCUUCGGGCUCCUGCUGGAAUUCAUGUACAAAGGCAGCCUCUCCUUCGGCGACAUGCCGGUGGAGGACAUCUUAGCCGCGGCCAGUUAUUUGCACAUGAACGACAUCGUCAAGGUGUGUAAGAAGAAGCUGCAAGCCCGGGCUUUGGCCGAAGCCGACAGCACGAAAAAGGAGGAGGAAAAUCAUUUGCAGCUCCCCGAAAGCCAGCCCAUAUCCUUGCCCCCGCCUCACUCCUGCGACCCCGAGAAAAACAAAAAAGGAGACUGGAACAUCGGGCAGAAAACACCUCCUGAGGAAUUAUCGGCCUCCAUUUUGGACGUUGCGGAUACCACCCAACCGGGGAUGGAUGCUCCCUCCGCUUCUCGGCCUCGUCCGCCACCCAUCGUGGACAUUUCUCUCUCCAGCCCGAGUAGCUCCACCGAAACUCUGUUGUGUAGCUCAUAUCCUUCCGGGAACGGAGCCGAGGGGACGUCCGGUUUGGAUCUUCCUCCAGAGAGGUACAGAGAACACCACAUCGAACACAAGGAGCCCACGAAUCGGUCCAUCAGCGUCAAGGUGGAAGCGAUUGUGAUUUCUGAUGAGGAAACGGACGGGGUGGAGCAGCUGGAGGCUCCUCCUGCUCCAGAAUUGAGACUAGAAAGCAUCUUUGCAAAAUCUGUUGGGGAAGCGGGUUCCGGGGGAGGCUGCGGGCGACACCUGGAUGCUUUUGAAGAGCCCAGUGGGAUGGAGGAGGUCUCUUCGGAGGGCAGCUUCCUACCUCCAGAAAAUGCCCCGUACCACUUGAUCCACAUGCCGGGAGGUCAGACUUUUUCCACCAUGGCUACUCCUCCGUUGCACGAACAGAUGUACUUGCAGGAGUAUGAUUCCCACUCCAAUUUUAGCCUCUUUACGGAGGACGUCCCCACCUGCAAGACGUGCGGGAAAACCUUUUCCUGCUCCUACACCUUGCGGCGCCACGCGACCGUCCACACCCGGGAACGGCCGUACGAAUGUCGCUACUGCAUGCGGAGUUACACUCAAUCCGGAGAUCUUUACCGGCACAUCCGGAAAGCUCACAACGAAGAUCUGGCCGUUAAACGCUGCAAACACGACGUGGAAAAUCCUUCCUAGGGGCUUUUCCCACGGCGUGGAACGUUUUCCCAAAACGAGGAGCCAAAUCCUCCGGUCGUCUCCAUUCCUGGCAGAAGAAGCCACACCACUGGUGUCUAAUUUUUUUUUUCCUGUUCCUCCUUGGGCCGGAUCGCUGUAUCCAAAACUGUCCCGUCUGUACUGCUGCAAAAAUUUCAGGGUUCGGUUUUCUCUUUAGUGGGGAAAAAUUUUUUUUUCCGCCAACGCAGAGAGCCGACUCUGGCCAUUCUCUUGUGUCCGAUUCAAAAAGAAACCCACUUUAAGCCAUUCCCCGAACGAGGAUCGCUUGUGUGUUUGUGGGUUAAACUGCCGAUACAGCGACUCUUCCGUGGUGUUAGCCCCCCGCUCCCCCCCAAGAGACCAGCCUUGUUAGUUUGGUGGGGGUUCUCCAUGCUAUUGGCAGUUCAGAAUUUUAUUUGCAGGAAAACGGGAAAUGAUUGGCGCCCUUGUUUGUCAAGGGGCACCAGGAUCUAUCAUCAGUUGUGAAUGGUACCAAGCAGGCAAGACUUAAUUGACAGAAAGGUGCAGGAUAAUCUCCUAAAAUGCCACAAUGCUGCCUAGAGUGAGUUAACGGCUUCAGACACCUGGAUGCCCCUAUGCCAGGGAUGAGGAACGGGUGUGAGGCCCCCACCGACCCACCCAAAUGGGGGGAAGGCACCCUACAACUCUCCGUCCCCACCUCCGAGCAAUGUCCUUUUCCUUCCUCAGCCGCCACUGCCAUCCGCCCGGUUGCAAUUCCCUAACCUGUUUGUAAAUACCGUAGUUCCAGUGUAGCCUUAUUGAACAAGACACCUGUGACAUAGUAAAAAGAACAACAAAAAUGAUAAGAAUCUCUGUGGUGCUUGGGAUUUUAUUUUCCACUUUUAAAGGUGCACCUCCUAACCCAAUUGAAAUGUUUGGCUUUAGUUGUUUAA
Messenger RNA from Pseudonaja textilis, 2264 nucleotides. The record is from RefSeq and is a predicted model, not a curated record. NCBI's taxonomy places the organism in Eukaryota, Metazoa, Chordata, Lepidosauria, Squamata, Elapidae.